UCUCUCCAUUUCUUUUAUAAUCAUAGCCAGGCGUUUGUUAUUUUCCCUGCUGGAUUAGUGCUCUAUUUAAGUUGCUUGUUUUUCCUCCUCAGUUGCUGGAGCAUCAAUCACAGCAUGUUAUUGGCCUGUUCUCUGGUUGAGUAAGUUCUUCAUUAAUUUACCUUUUUAUAUCCUCUGUGUAUCAUUUUUCAUUGCAAAGUCUUACCAUGCUUUGGUUUUUAUUACGUGCGCAUCUUGAUUUCUGUUUGUCCUUGUUUUGCAUUCCCCUGGUUUAGACCCUAGUCCGUUUUCCUGGGUUAUCAUUAUGGACUACUUUUGUUGAAAGUUACUUGCCUGUGUUGUGACCCUGGUAUAGACUUUGAUUUAUGGCCUGUGUUUAUGCAUAUUUCUACACACGGUAGUUUACAACAAUGCUUUGAUUAAAAUUGUUAUUGUUGGCAAAUUGCUGUAGUAUAAGAGGAAAUAAAUGGUUUUUGAGAUGUGCUGUUAUAGAAAAUAAUAAAUUUUCUUCUUGCAUGAGUAAAUUCUCUUCAGAUUAGUCUGAAUCACACCAUAGUGUUGUUGAUUAUUUGCCGAUAAUAGCACGCCCCUUGUUUUUUUAUUUCUUGCUUAAUUGCAAAUGAACAGUCUUGUAAACAGGUCUGACAAUGAUCUCUUUGACAUGUGAGAUUUCGCAGCAACUAAAAGAACCCCUAGGAGGCAAAAUCAUGGGAGAGAAUCAUUUCAAAAGCCAACGUGGGCAAACAGCAUCAGCGAAGAGGUUCAGUGAUGCAAUGAACUGCAUUGAACUGCAAAAGAACUUUGAUGAACUCCAAAAUGAUGUCAAGCACCUUCCAAGGCUUCCACAAUCACCGCAUUUAAACAUUAUUAAACCUGAAAGGUUCAUGAUGUCCCGAUUUUUUGGCCCAGCUCACAAGUGGGCACAGCGAGUAGCAGCCAUGAGACCCCGGGUACUGGAGGACAGUAGGCAGUUUUCGGACCUGUUUCUGAGGGAGUUUGGAGAACCAGGGCAGAGCUGCAACUUGGAUGAGCUGCUGAAGGGAGUUAAUGUGGCGAACAGUGCUGAUCUGAGGUCCAAGUCCAAGUCAAGUCUCCAGUCUCUGAAAUCCAAGUCAAGUCUCAAGUCCCUGAGGUCCAAGUCCAAGUCAAAUCUCAAGUCCCUGAGGUCCAAGUCCAAGUCAAGUCUCAAGUCCCUGAGGUCCAAGUCAAGUCUCCAGUCUCUGAAGUCCAAGUCGAGUCUCAAGUCCCUGAGGUCCAAGUCAAGUCUCAAGUUCCUGAUGUCACACCCAAGUCUACUGAUACGGCCGACCAAGUUCUGCUCACGCCCAAGACUACUGACCCGGUCGCCCAGGUUCAGUCCACGCCCAAGUCUACUGACCCAAACGCCCAAGUUCAGCCCACGCCCAAGACUACCGACACGACCACCCAAGUUCUGCAAAAGCCCGGGUCUGCCAACACAAACAGCCAAGUUCUGCUCACGCCCGAGUCUGCCGACACGCACAGCCAGGUUCUGCUCACACCCGAAUUCUGCCGACACGCACAGCCAAGUUCUGCUCACGCCCGAGUCUGCCGACACGCACAGCCAAGUUCUGCUCACGCCCGAGUCUGCCGACACGCACAGCCAAGUUCUGCUCACGCCCGAGUCUGCCGACACGCACAGCCUAGUUCUGCUCACAGCCGAGUCUGCUGACACGCACAGCCAAGUUCUGCUCACGCCCGAGUCUACCGACACGGCCGCCCAAGUUCUGCCCAUGCCCAGGGUUCACCUCGUGACCUCAGAGCCCCAGCCUGAGAUCUACGAGGAGAUCUCAACUCCAGAGCUGCAACCUUCCUGUUCAGCUGUGGAUGUCGCUCAGUCUUCCUGUUCAGCUGUGGACGUCGCUCACUCUCCAUGUUCAGUUGAGGUCUUCGCUCAGCCUCCCUGUUCAGCUGUGGACGUCGCUCAGCCUCCCUACUCAGCUGUGGACAUCGCUCAGCCUCCCUGCCCAGCUGUGGACGUCGCUCAGCCUCCCUGCUCAGCUGUGGACAUCGUUCAGCCUCCCUGUUCAGCUGAGGUCGUCGCUCAGCCUCCCUGUUCGGCUGUGGUUGUCGUUCAGCCUCCCCGCUCGGCUGAGGUCGUUGCUCAGCCUUCCUGGUCCAUGGCGAACAUUGUUCCCCCCUCCUGCUUUGAGGAGAGCUACGCUCCUCUCCCUGGCCGCACAGAGACCCAUGCUCCUCUCCCUGGCCGCACGGAGACCCACGCUCCUCUCUCUGGCCUCACGGAGACCCACGCUCUGCCUUCAUGCUCCACCAAGGACAUCGCUCAGCCUGCCUGCCCAGCUGUGGUCGUCGCUCCACUUUCAUGCUCCGCCGAGGAAGUAGCUCAGCCUGUCUGCCCGGCCGUGGUCAUCGCUCUGCCUACCUGUUCAGCUGAGGAAAUCGCUCUGCUUCCCUGCUCUGCCGUGUACGUCGCUCUGCUUUUUUGUUUUGCCAAAAACGCAGUGCAGUCUCCAGGCUCUGCUUGGGACAAACUGCCCAGGGGGCCGGGGCCGGGGCCGCCAAUGGAGAUGGAUGUUUCAUGGCACUCCGGGAGGAGUGCCCUUGGGGGGGGGGGGGGGGGGUUUCCUGUCACGAGUUCCCCUUUAAGCAGCUCGCUGUGGAGCAUGUGAGCGCGUGUGCACGAGCAGGUGCGCGAGCACCUGCUUUUCCCUUGUGGACAAUCGUGACAUUUCGACACGUGCAUUUGUUUAUGUUUCUGUCAUGUCUCCUCCCCGUUCUGUCAUUGGUUGUAGUUUCACGUGUGUCUGAAUUGCCCUCAGCCGUCAGCCAUUACAACGCUGAUUAUCUCCGCAUAUAUACCGCGCACCUCCCAGCACACAACGCGGAAUAUUGAAUGAGUUAUAGUACAUUAGUUUAGAUUCCUUAUGAUAGAUAACCACAGUCAGUCCAUAGUUUCAUGUUCAUGUUUCAUGUUUAGAUUCAUAGUCAUAGUUCAUGUCAUGUUUCAUGUUUAGGGUCGUUUGUUAAGUUCACGCUGGUUUCUCUGUUACCAGUCCCUCGUUGUUGAUUAUGUUUCAUGUUUGGUAUAUCGACCCUGUAUCCCAUGACCACGACUUUGAUUCCUGCCUUGCCUCGUUUAUGCCUGUUUGCCGAUCAUCUGAACUUUGCAUGGUACUGGAUUACGUUUUUGGAUCACGUUCUGGAUUUACCUGCCUGUGUGUCUCUCAAUAAAACUGUUCACACUG
Ictalurus punctatus (channel catfish) is the source of this 3224-nucleotide messenger RNA. RefSeq lists its product as uncharacterized. The coding region runs from base 648 to 2648 and encodes 666 amino acids. The transcript is spliced from 3 exons. The record is from RefSeq and is a predicted model, not a curated record. NCBI's taxonomy places the organism in Eukaryota, Metazoa, Chordata, Actinopteri, Siluriformes, Ictaluridae.